UGCCAUCCAUAUAAUCAAAUCAAAAUGGCCUUAAGUUCACGAAUGCUACCAUCGUUACUACCAGGACUUCGUCUUUUCGGUAAUCCCAACGGAUUUACCGAGGAAGAGGAGGCUAGCGCUCUGACGCACAACCUCCAAAACAUCCACAUCUACUCCAACAGCUGGGGACCAAAUGAUUACAGCAAUGAGAUCACUGGACCUGGAGACCUGGUGUUCCCUGCACUGAACCAUGGAGUAACAUUUGGACGUCAUUGGAAGGGAUCUAUUUACGUGUUUUCAGCUGGAAAUGGUGGUUAUGCUGGUGACAGCUGCGCUUAUGACGGCUACAUCAACUCCAUCUACACCAUUGGGAUCAAUUCUGUACUUUCAAACGGACAAGUUGCCGGCUUCUGUGAGGCUUGCAGUGCUGUCACCGCUGUUGUGUACGGAAAUGACUUUGCUGAUACACGAACAAAUUUUGUGGCCCCAACUAAGAACGCUGACUGUAUGCUAGACUUUUCUGGAACUUCUCCUUCUGCUGCUCUAGCCUCUGGGGUGAUUGCACUUGCUCUUCAAGCGAAUCCACAGUUGACCUGGAGAGAUGUACAACAUCUUCUGGCACGCUCGUCCAGUAGCCAUGGUGGCACGCUUUGUGGUGGGAACUGGCUAGUAAACUCAGCUUCUUUCUCAGUCCAUGACAAAUGUGGGUUUGGUUUGAUAAACACCGCUGAUCUUGUUGAGCGUGCGAAGACGUGGCAAUCUGUACCUCAGCCAGCUCUCGUGUGUGAGGUGUCGUCUGACAAUGUCCUGGAUAUUCCAUUCGACGGACAGACAGUCUCUGCACUUCACAUCAGCAGUGGUUCAUGUGGGAUCAGAUAUCUGGAACACGUGCUUGUGGCAGUAAACAUCGAGUUCCCCAGGAGAGGCCAUCUGAGGCUUACAUUGGCUGCGCCGAGCGGAACAGCCUCUACUGUGGCUCCAGGGCGGGACCGUGAUGAGACCCCGGACCUGUCCUGGAGCUUCCUCACCCUGCACAACUGGGGGGAGAACCCGCUGGGCAGCUGGCGACUGAGUGUGAGAAACACCCAUCCUGAAACCUACAACAGCACAGGGUCGCUUCGACGGUGGACCCUCACCCUCUAUGGUAGCGCCACACUGCCUCUUCAUUAGGUCAGCAGGAGUAGAGACGUGCUCGUACCAAAAACUACUUCAAAACAAAGAUGUACUAGACAUCCUCAGACGUAACGCAACUUUGCUAUCUUUGCAAUAUUGGCAUUGCAAUAUUGAACAAAUAACAACAAAUAACAGAUGGAUAAAUACAUGUGGAUAGAUGGAUAGGUAGAGAGACAAUUUUAGGUGGUUUAUCAUAGAAAAACAAGAGAAAACGAAUGGUGUGGCUUUCAUCAAUAUAUUCCCUAACAACAAAAAUGCAGGGAAAUAAUCUUAUUCUGAUUAUUAAUCUGAUUAUAAUCUUAUAAUCUUUGUGUGCAUACGGCAUGAUUGCCAGAAGUAGCUAACAUUUGAAAGUAUUUCAUUAACUUUUCAUCGUUGUGUAUAUGUAGCAUAAUUUGCAAUUGCUAUGGAGAGGUUGAAAUUAAAUCUAUGGGUGAAUCGGGAUUUAGGUUUCUUGAAAUACAGAUAAUGAGAACGUGCUCUAGAGUUCACUAAAAGGAGUGGGAAUGUAAUAGUGUAAAACAAAUAAAAAAACAGGUGUGACGUAAAGACAGAGGAUGGUGUGUUAGAUUUA
Molecule: messenger RNA, 1726 nt
Organism: Branchiostoma belcheri (Belcher's lancelet)
Lineage: Eukaryota; Metazoa; Chordata; Leptocardii; Amphioxiformes; Branchiostomatidae
Product: furin-like protease kpc-1
Exons: 9
Coding region: 25-1149 (374 amino acids)
Biological process (GO): protein processing
Cellular component (GO): trans-Golgi network; Golgi membrane
Molecular function (GO): serine-type endopeptidase activity
Source: RefSeq, a predicted model, not a curated record